GUUACGUUUCCAGUGGAAGGAAGAACAGUGGUGAGGUGUACUUGUAUGUGAAUGCGGCUAUACACACGAACCACGCACUCAAUUAGCCCCGAAAUUCCCGAGUUCAGUCGUCAAUGUGGCGGGCUUUGGCGCAAACGGCACUGAGAGCGGUAGAUAGGUCACCAGCAGGAGCAGGACUACUCCCCCCAAACAAGCAAGCACCCCUAAAGCUGACGCAGCCAUUGCAGUUGCGACAUUCCAGCAAGGCCAGUCAACCACCUUACAAACUCGCCAGCAUGAGCGUGGAGAAGCCAAAGGUUGUCUUCGUUUUGGGCGGCCCAGGAGCCGGAAAGGGCACCCAGUGCUCCAAGAUCGUGGACCGCUUCCAGUUCACCCACCUCUCGGCCGGGGAUCUGCUGCGCGAGGAGCGCUCGCGCGAGGGCUCCGAGUUCGGCACCCUGAUAGAGGAUUACAUACGCAACGGCAAGAUUGUGCCCGUGGAGGUCACGUGCUCGCUGCUGGAGAACGCCAUGAAGGCGUCGGGCAAGUCCAGGUUCCUCAUCGACGGCUUCCCCAGGAAUCAGGAUAAUCUGGACGGGUGGAACCGGCAGAUGGCCGAGAAGGUGGACAUGCAGUUCGUCCUCUUCUUCGACUGCGGCGAGGAUGUGUGCGUCCAGCGGUGCCUGGGACGGGGUCAGAGUGGCUCCGGGCGGACGGACGACAACAUGGAGAGCCUCAAGAAGCGCAUCUCCACCUACAACAACGACUCGCUGCCCAUCAUCAAGUUCUUCGAGGGCGCCGGCCAGGUGAAGCGGAUCGACGCCAGUCCGGAUGCGGAGGCGGUUUUCGGCGAGGUGGAGAGGGUAUUCCUGGCCAGCGGCUUCUAGAUGUCAUGCUCAUAUUCCGCUUCUCUGUGUGUAGUGUGCUAUCUCUUUACUCUUCAUUUGUACUCCUCCAAAUAUAUACGCUUGUUAAUAGUAAUGCAAGUUACUUUUUCUUCGCCCCGAUAAGGUAAAAGAUACAUUGAAAAGUAUACUUAAUUAGGGAAAGAGGUACACAUCUUUGUCGGUAUACAGGAAUUAUUGAAGUUAAGAAAAUUGAUUGAUUUUGUGGAAAGUUAAUUUUUAGUUAGAACAUUUGGAAGGCAAUAAACAGAAACAAUAAAAA
Molecule: messenger RNA, 1146 nt
Organism: Drosophila subpulchrella
Lineage: Eukaryota; Metazoa; Arthropoda; Insecta; Diptera; Drosophilidae
Gene: Dak1
Product: UMP-CMP kinase
Exons: 1
Coding region: 114-866 (250 amino acids)
Biological process (GO): UDP biosynthetic process; 'de novo' pyrimidine nucleobase biosynthetic process; CDP biosynthetic process
Cellular component (GO): cytoplasm; nucleus
Molecular function (GO): ATP binding; UMP kinase activity
Source: RefSeq, a predicted model, not a curated record